This is a messenger RNA of Bombus pyrosoma, 1291 nucleotides long. It is a transcript of the gene eIF2Bbeta, whose product is annotated as translation initiation factor eIF-2B subunit beta. Gene Ontology annotation, cellular component: eukaryotic translation initiation factor 2B complex. Gene Ontology annotation, biological process: translational initiation. The transcript has 6 exons. Gene Ontology annotation, molecular function: guanyl-nucleotide exchange factor activity; translation initiation factor activity. The record is from RefSeq and is a predicted model, not a curated record. Bases 127 to 1143 code for a protein of 338 amino acids. Lineage: Eukaryota; Metazoa; Arthropoda; Insecta; Hymenoptera; Apidae.
AAAUCCUUCAUACUGUUUUUCUAGAAAGGAAUAAUAUUUACGAGAAAAGAAAUUUCUAAUAGCUUUUCGUUAAAAUGGUUAACACGGAAGACGGGGAUAUUAACGAAGGAGUGUUAAAUUUAAUAAAUGAUAUUCAUUAUCGCAAUGUCAAAGGUAUAUAUGAUCCUACAAAAGUUAAGAAUACAACAAAAGCAAAUUACUUAUAUAUAUGUGUAUAUAUUUUGUUUUUCUAAAAGGAAUUUAAUGAAUAUAAUUACAAAAAAUGGAAAGUAUUUAGUGGAAGCUAUUCCCCUUGAAUUCUCUAUUGGAAAUAUGGUCCGUAGAAUACUACAAAUAAUUAGGGAAGAAUAUACUUCCGAAUUAAAAAAUAAUACCGAUGAAACAGAUACACAAGAAUCUCUACAUAAAAUUCUCACUGCUGAAGGUGAUCAGGAAGUUGAUUUUAACAUUUCUAUACCUUCUUUAAAAUCAGCUAUCAUAGAACAUAUUAAUGAAUUUGAAGUUGAGUUAGAAACCUGUGCAGAAAAUAUUACACAGCAAGCUUCUGAACACAUUCAUUCUAACGAAAUUAUUAUGACAAUUGGUAAAUCUACAUUAGUGGAGGAAUUUUUUAAUAGAGCAGCUAAAACAAGAGCUUUCGAAGUUAUAGUAGCUGAAGGAGGGCCGUCAUUAAGUGGUCAUGAAAUGGCAGUAAAUCUGUCAAAGGCAAAAAUCAAAACUACUUUAAUAUCAGAUGUAGCAAUUUUUGCAAUGAUGUCUCGAGUAAAUAAAGUAAUAAUUGGUACACAUUCUGUCAUGGCAAAUGGAGGAUUGAGAGCUAUUUCAGGUUCACAUACAGUUGCUCAAGCUGCAAAACAUUAUUCUGUCCCAGUAAUGGUUUUACUACCGCUGUAUAAACUCUCGCCACUCUAUCUUUACUCUCAUGAACAAGAUGGUUUUAACAAACAUAAUUCACCAUUGCAAGGUGUAAUUGAUGGCGCAAAUGCAUCUUUGUUAGAAAGAAUUCAUGUGUAUAAUCCAGUUUUUGAUUAUGUACCCCCAGAAUUAGUUACAUUAUUUAUUUCAAACUCGGGUGGAAAUGCACCAUCAUAUGUUUACAGAUUACUUAGUGAACUGUACCAUCCAGAUGAUUAUGAAUUAUAAUAGAUAAGUGUAGAAACAUAUUUAUACAUGUAUAUUUGUAAUCAAGCGCUUUUUUGAAAUAAUUGUCAAAUUCUUCCCAAGUCAAUGCUUUUAAUAAAAAAAAAAAAAAAAAAAAAAUGGGAUAGGAACCAUAGAUAUUUAAAAGCAA